AUGGUGAAGCUAGGAAAAAUAAGUAAGAGGCAACCCCUUAAACAGAAAUAUGCCAUCACAAAGAAAGUAGCGGCACACAAGAAGAAAUUAAAAAAAAUCAUUAAAAAAACAAAAAUACAUAAUAGAAGGAGUACGAAAAAAUCUAUGAAAAUACCAGAAUGUAUUUUUAAAAAAGACAUAUUAAGUAAUAUAAAGAUAAUUUCUUCGAAGAAAAAAAACAAAAAUAACGAUGAUGAAGACACAUGCAAGGAAUUUAACUUGGAGCAACACGAUGAUUGCACGUUGCAGAAUAUGAUGUUUCAGUUGGACAUGUCCUCGGAGGGGGUCCCGCAGGAGAAACUAAACCAUGUUCCUCGCGGCGCACUUCUAAAUGAUGGCACCUUGGAUGGUAGCACAACAUGUGGAAGCGCACCUGUAGACGAAGCUAACGCAUGUUCCCUACCCUUUUACAACUAUCUCGAUCUAAAAUUCGCGACAAAAAUGCACUUAUUUGAAAAGGCAAAGGAAGAAAAGUAUCCCUCACUAAACGAAAAGUACUUACACCUGGAUAACCUACUAGAAAUCAUACGAAAUUGUGAUGCCCUUUUUUACAUCAUAGAUGUUAGGAACCCAUUAAUGUAUUUAGAGGAAGAUAUAAUAGACUUCAUUAAGCAGUGCAAAAAGCAAGUCAUUUUAAUUUUAAAUAAAUGCGAUUUGGUAGACGUGACUCUAAUCCAACAAUGGCUACAUUUCUUUCGCACCUCUUUUUUAACAAUACCCUUUAUAUGUUAUGAGAAGCAAAAUAUGAGCUAUUUAGUCGUAGAAGGAAAUAAUGCAGCCCCCCAAUUGGCACCAGGGCGUUCAAAUAAUAUCCCCAGCGACAGUACCAACUACAAAAUAUUUGUAAAGUCACUUGUGAAAAACUUGUUUAACACGAAUAGGAAAAUUACCUAUGGGGUUCUUGGACACACAUAUACAGGAAGAGUCAGCUUCAUGCAAUCUGUCCUCAGCGCUUUCGAAUUAGCAAAUCGCAUAAACAAAACAACAGUUAUUAAUCUUGAAGAAAAUAUUAUUGUGUACACAAAAUGUGGCAUCAUUUUAAAAAAAGACCUUCAUGGCAUUGGUCUAAUUAAAAGAUUACAUGUACUAAGCAACAAAGACAGAUUAACUUUUUUAACUGAGUUUUUGCUUAAUUUAGCGGGCAAAAAUUUAUUAAAAAUUUUAACCCUUAUAAACAGAGCAGAAAUUGCCUACGAGUACAAAAAUCACUUUGGCAAAGAUAAGGACAAGUUGCAAAAAGUAGAAAAAAAAAAAGAACUCAUUGGCUUAAUUUUAUUAAAGGACCCAAAUGAAGAGGUUGAAAAUAACAAUAUUAAUUAUAAAAAUGUUACCAAACUGUACAAUAAAUUAUUCUUAAACAAAAUUGCUUAUUACGUUAUCCCUAAGACCAAGUUGUCCCUUUCACGUGAAAAAAAUAAUGACACUGUUGACCAAUUUUCAAGCACCUCUAUGGACAUUUAUCCCAAAGUUGAUGACUUUGUAUUUUCCCAGGACAGAAUGUUUGAUGAUUUUAUUAUUAUAAAAAGUGACAUCAUGUGUCAAGCUUAG
Molecule: messenger RNA, 1587 nt
Organism: Plasmodium fragile
Lineage: Eukaryota; Apicomplexa; Aconoidasida; Haemosporida; Plasmodiidae
Exons: 1
Coding region: 1-1587 (528 amino acids)
Cellular component (GO): nucleolus
Source: RefSeq, a predicted model, not a curated record